UCAAGUACUGCAAGAAUGCUGACAGUCCUCCUCUGCGUACUCAUAUCAAACCAGGCCGGUAGAGCAACAAAUGGAGCCAUACCGACCGCCGACGACAUUGCAAGACUCCUGGAUUCGACCGCAGAUCCGUGCGCCAAUUUCUAUAGAUACGUCUGCGGCAGCUCUCGGCGAAAUACAUCAAAAUUAGACCUCUCCGAUCUACCGGGAUCACUUCAAGCACGAUGGUUGAAGGUUAAGGACGAUAUAUCAAGUAUGCUGCAAAUUCGUGAGAGAGCUGGCUCUAAAGUAUCAGAGAAAGCCAUUAUAGCCUACCAGUCUUGUAUGAAAGGAGAUAGUGCCCACGAUAUCGAUAGUCUGAAGGAAUUGCUGACUGAUCGUGGGAUUUCUGACUGGCCAACCAAAAGCAGCAAUGCCAAAGAGGUUUAUGACACAGGAAACGACAUAGAUUUGACGGAACUGGAGGCCUUCUUCCAUUACGACGUCGUUCAAGACAAGCACGACAAAUCCAGGCACAUUCUUUCGGUUGGCAGGGCUUCUUUACCUGUUUUACACGGAGGGGUGCUUGCAAGUACUGAUGACCUAACAGAAGUGCCUGAGUCACUUGUACGAGAGCGAGCACAUUCAUACACUGGAGGAAAGCAAACAGAAACUGGAAACGUGCACAUUAGCAGUGGAAGCACGGGCACAAAUGACAGCGAGGACGAAGCAACGGCUCAAGACUUAACAAGGGCUGAAACGCGCAUAGUCCAAGAAUAUCAGUCGUACGUGAAAGCAGUGAUCACCUCCACGAAAAGCUUGGCCAGCGUCGAAUCGAUGGAACUAGCAAAGGAAAUCAUUCAUCUAGAAGCGAAAUUGGCCAGGAUUGCAGAAGCUGAAACAGGGGCCCAACGGAAGACUGCCAUCUACACAACAUUAAGGAGACUUAACGAAAAGUACCCUGUGAUAUCUUUAUCCGUGAACUUACUAAAAAAGCAUCUCCGAAAAAAAGGAACAAAAAUUCCCGACGAAACCAAGAUAUAUAUCGCUGAACGGGCGUACAUUGAAGAUGUCUUCAUUCUGCUUCGCAAAACAAGCAGAUAUAAAGUGAAAAAUUACGUUGGCUGGAAAAUUAUAGCAACCCUAGCGCCAUUCGUGAGCCCGUUAAGACCUCAUCAUGAGAAAUUUAUGGCGCAGUACGGAUUGCACGAAAAGAGGAAGCAGGAUAUCUGCACGGAAAGCAUAGCUGCUACACGAAGCGCCAUGCAACCUCUCAUCAGCCAGCUGUACGUUGAGAGAAAAUUUUCGCCGGAGGCCAAGGAUGACGUUCUACUGAUGACAGAGCUGAUUCAGCGAGAAUUGGUAGCCUCGCUGCGGAAUUCAAUAUGGACAAGCCACGAAGCCCGAAGAACAGCCUUAAAAGCAGUCGCAGAGAUGGACAAAAUGAUUGGCUACCCGGACUGCAUGGACGACGAAGAGCAUUUGGCAGAACUCUUCGGCAACCGCUGA
This is a messenger RNA of Dermacentor andersoni, 1485 nucleotides long. RefSeq names its product neprilysin-1-like. Gene Ontology annotation, biological process: protein processing. Lineage: Eukaryota; Metazoa; Arthropoda; Arachnida; Ixodida; Ixodidae. Gene Ontology annotation, cellular component: plasma membrane. The record is from RefSeq and is a predicted model, not a curated record. Gene Ontology annotation, molecular function: metalloendopeptidase activity.